Molecule: messenger RNA, 3171 nt
Organism: Pteropus alecto (black flying fox)
Lineage: Eukaryota; Metazoa; Chordata; Mammalia; Chiroptera; Pteropodidae
Gene: GPR137B
Product: G protein-coupled receptor 137B
Exons: 8
Coding region: 1-1161 (386 amino acids)
Biological process (GO): negative regulation of osteoclast differentiation; regulation of autophagy; positive regulation of TORC1 signaling
Cellular component (GO): lysosomal membrane
Source: RefSeq, a predicted model, not a curated record
AUGGCGGCCCCGCGCUGGGACCCCCUCCGCAACGACUCGCUGCCGCCCACGCUGACGCCGGCCGUGCCCCCCUACGUGAAGCUCGGCCUCACCAGCGUCUACACCGCGUUCUACUCGCUGCUCUUCGUUUUCAUCUACGCGCAGCUCUGGCUGGUGCUGCGCUACGGCCACAAGCGGCUCAGCUACCAGAGCAGCGUCUUCCUCUUCCUCUGCCUCCUCUGGGCCUCCCUGCGGACGGUGCUCUUCUCCUUCUACUUCAGGGACUUCGUGGCGGCCAACGCGCUCAGCCCCUUCGUCUUCUGGCUGCUCUACUGCUUCCCCGUGUGCCUGCAGUUCUUCACCCUCACGCUCAUGAACUUGUAUUUCACGCAGGUGAUUUUCAAAGCCAAGUCAAAAUACUCUCCAGAAUUACUCAAAUUCCGGUUGCCGCUCUACCUGGCCUCACUCUUCGUCAGCCUGGUUUUCCUGCUGGUGAACUUAACCUGCGCCGUGCUGGUGAAGACCGGGCGCUGGGAGAGGAAGGCCGUGGUCUCCGUGCGCGUGGCCAUCAAUGACUCGCUCUUCGUGCUCUGCGCCGUCUCCCUCUCCAUCUGUCUCUACAAGAUCUCCAAGAUGUCCUUGGCCAACAUAUACUUGGAGUCCAAGGGCUCCUCCGUGUGUCAAGUGACCGCCGUCGGCGUGACCGUCAUCCUGCUGUACACCUCCCGAGCCUGCUACAACCUGUUCAUUUUGUCGUUUCCGCAGAGCAGGAACGUCCACCCCUUCGACUACGACUGGUACAAUGUGUCAGACCAGGCCGAUCUGAAGAACCAGCUGGGAGAUGCCGGCUACGUGGUGUUCGGAGUGGUUCUUUUCGUGUGGGAGCUCUUGCCUACGAGCUUAGUCGUCUACUUCUUCCGAGUCAGAAGUCCUACGAAGGACCUCACCAACCCGGGGAUGGUCCCCAGCCAUGGAUUCAGCCCCAGAUCCUACUUCUUUGACAACCCUCGAAGAUAUGACAGUGACGACGACCUUGCCUGGAACGCCGCCCCUCAGGGACUUCAGGGAAGUUUUGCUCCGGACUACUGUGACUGGGGACAGCAGACGAACAGCUUCCUGGCACACGUGGGGACUUUGCCACCAGACGCAAUUUUGGAUCCUGACAAGCCGAGCCACGGGUAGCACCGGAUACUGGUUUCACAGGAGACUCCUCAGUUGAAAAGCUUCAGAAAGACUAACUUAUGGCUGAAUGUUUAGGCACUUUUCCUUAAGAAAUGAGACUUGAUUUUUAUUUGUUACAGGUUUCUGAUGGCUCCAUAGGACUAUAACUUAGCAAUAACUUAGAUAAAACCUUAUUUUACUAAAAAGGGAGCCUGGCCACCUUCUCAGUGAGUAUAAUUUAAACUUUAAAAAGUUCUGUACUUUUAUAAAGAUGUAUUUUAUAUAACUUAAAUAAUAAUGCUAAAACAUACUAGGGGUUUUUGAGAAUGUUAUUGCAAUAUAUGUUGUAGUUUGCACAGACUUUUACGCAUAAUUCUCUUUAAAAGAUAGACAGCACGUGGUCUGAGGGGUUCUAAGGCUUGUGGACUAAAGUGUGCCUCAGCUCCUCACCGCUGCAGGCCCCUCGGAGUCAGUGCCACGCUGGCGGACGCCGAGACAGCUCAAGGCUUUCACCGUGCAGCCGGACGAGCCUGCACGUGAGGUCACAGGCCCGGAGGUCGUUGCAGCCGAGUCGGGAGCCGGCCCGGCGCUCGGCUCUCCUUUUCCAGGGGUGCUGCUGGAUACGCUCAGACGAUGCGUGCUCAUGGGGCUGACGUACACUCUCAGACCUCCUCUGCUCUAUUCAGAGAUUUUUGCCUAGUCUCUCAGCCCCGUGAAAUCUAACAUCCAUCACACCUCAGGACUUUGGCGAGACGGCACCUUUCCCAACUCACUGGACGUUGGUUACAGUCAGGGAGGAAAGGAGGUUCUCCAGAGGGGAUUAAUAGUAAAUACCCCUGGCUCUUAAGCCAAAAGCCUGUGGACUUCUAACAGGUUUCCUUUCAUUUCCGACGGUAUUUGAAAACAAUGCCCUGUAUUUGUAGAUACCUCUGUGACGGGAGCAGCUCUGUCGUGUUCUCCAGCUCUGUGCCUGCUCCUCGCCACGUCCAGGGGCAGGGUCCGGACAGCCGCUUCUGAGUCAUCUCUAAGGGAAACACGCGUCACGAAAUACCAGCUCCCCGACCACAAGUGCCAUUCCCAAACCUCCAACACGUGGAGAUGUGCAUGACGGAAUUACUGCCUGUGAUAGGAGACUGUGGCUCUCUAGGGAGGUCGAAUGCUCCGACUUUCUACGGAAGAGAUAAGGUACUACAGGGCGUGCAGUUCCCAGAGGGGCGUGCUCUGCUGCGCUAGGAGGAGCAUGGGACAGGGCGGGGCGGGGACAGGGACGUAGGUCAGUAAGCCAGACCUGCGUGACGAAGCCCCUUCCAGAGGUCGUCCCAUUUUGGUCUUCAGGAAUAAUUUAUCUCUGGGCACUGAUUUCAGAGAGAUCGAAGUCUACUUCUCUUGAUGGCACUUAAAAUUGGUACCUCAAGUUUUAAAUGGGUCGUGAUUGGGGUUUUCAUUUCUGCCCACAUGACAUUCCUGCCUUUCAGUGUAUGGAAGGAUUUGGGUCACAUACUUAAAAGUUACUUUCAGGGGAAAUCCUACACUGAAGCAAAAUUUGCACUGAUUAUUCAGGUUGCCUUAAGCUAUUUUAAAUGGUUACUCUAAAAGGCUCUAAGGAUACCUUCCCUUGUCGCACUCCGUUACUCAUAGGUAAGAGAAUUUAAAGGCGCACUCAGCAUAUGCUUAAGACUCCUUUAAAUCAGGAAGCGUUGGAGUUCUUUAGUAUUAGCUCAUUCCGGGGCAGAUAUGUUUUUUUAAAAUAGUGAUAAAAAUAUCACUAGAAUAAUGUAAUACUCAUCCUAUAAUGUAUAAACACUUCAUUAUUGUUAUUACUGGCAGGAAAGUUGAAAAACCCAGCAUUAACUGGUAAAACCCAAAAUCUGUUUUUAUGAUAAAGCUGCUAGUAUUUAUUUGAAUUAGGAUUUUUUUAUUGGAAAAGAUGAAAAUGUUCCAAGUGCCUUUUUCUUCUUCCCCUUUUUAAAAACUAAUGCGAAAGCACAAGUGCUGUAAACACAUCUAGAAUAUUAAAAACUACGCAUCAAA